GUCGUUGCGUGCGAGGGGGGCGACGUAAGGGCGCUCCGCGAGCCCGUCUCUCCUCGAAUGAAAGGAAACAACCUCCGGCGACAGAGCCCCGCUCCCAGGCGCUGCCGGAGAACCGACACCGACUUCUUUCUCUUUCCCCUCAUUGGCGCUUCUCCCCUGCCGUUCGCCUCUGGGCCCCGCCGCAUUUCUUGAGGCUUAAAGUGGCAUUCUAAAAGCAAUUUAAAAAUCAUGUCAAGCUCAGUUGAACAGAAAAAAGGGCCCACAAGACAGCGCAAAUGUGGCUUUUGUAAGUCAAAUAGAGACAAGGAAUGCGGACAGUUACUAAUAUCUGCAAACCAGAAGGUGGCAGCGCACCAUAAGUGCAUGCUCUUUUCAUCUGCUUUGGUAUCAUCACACUCUGAUAACGAAAGUCUUGGUGGAUUUUCUAUUGAAGAUGUCCAAAAGGAAAUUAAAAGAGGCACGAAGCUGAUGUGUUCUUUGUGCCAUUGUCCUGGAGCCACAAUUGGUUGUGAUGUGAAAACCUGUCACAGGACGUACCACUACCACUGUGCAUUGCAUGAUAAAGCUCAAAUACGAGAGAAACCUUCACAAGGAAUUUACAUGGUGUAUUGCCGAAAACACAAGAAAACCGCACAUAACUCUGAAGCAGCUGAUUUAGAAGAAAGUUUUAAUGAACAUGAACUGGAGCCCUCAUCACCUAAAAGUAAAAAGAAAAGUCGCAAAGGAAGGCCACGAAAAACCAAUUUUAAAGGGCUGUCGGAAGAUACCAGGUCUACAUCCUCCCAUGGAACAGAUGAAAUGGAAAGUAGUUCCUAUAGAGAUAGGUCUCCACAUAGAAGCAGCCCUAGUGACACCAGGCCUAAAUGUGGAUUUUGUCAUGUAGGGGAGGAAGAAAAUGAAGCCAGAGGAAAACUGCAUAUAUUUAACGCCAAGAAGGCAGCUGCACAUUAUAAGUGCAUGCUGUUUUCGUCUGGCACCGUCCAGCUCACAACGACGUCAAGGGCAGAAUUUGGAGAUUUUGAUAUUAAAACUGUACUUCAGGAGAUUAAGCGAGGAAAAAGAAUGAAAUGUACACUUUGCAGUCAGCCCGGUGCUACUAUUGGAUGUGAAAUAAAAGCCUGUGUUAAGACUUACCAUUACCACUGUGGAGUACAAGACAAAGCCAAAUACAUUGAAAAUAUGUCACGAGGAAUUUACAAACUAUAUUGUAAAAAUCAUAGUGGAAAUGAUGAGAGAGAUGAAGAAGAUGAGGAACGAGAGAGUAAAAGCCGGGGAAAAGUAGAAAUUGACCAGCAGCAACUAACUCAGCAGCAACUUAAUGGAAACUAGGUUCAUGGGACAGAGUUAGAAAACUGGGAAUUGAAUAAGACAUCCAUAACUACUAUGCUUUUUUCACUGUUUUCUAAAAUCAAAAAGGGUUUGUAACUUUUUACUGCCCAACUCUUAGAUCCUUCAUUGAACCGCCUAAAAACGUCUUUUGUUUGUUUUAUGAGCCUUCACUAGAUGGCAGAAUUUGACAUGUUGCUAUUACGUAGCUGUAGUUUGCAGUUUCUGGGAAGCAAUUGAAACACUAUUAACCCUGUGUUUAGUGUCGACAGUUAAAGCAGACAUUGAAAUGAAGUAAGCUAUAUUUCUGGACUGAACAAAGUUCUACUGUUUAGAGUGUCUAAGUUUGUUUAGUGGAUUCAUACUCAAGGGAGAGCAUAAGCAAAUUUCACUUUACAGUGCAAACACGCCUCUGGUGGCGACACAUGGGAAUUUGUGCUUUUUUUUUUUUUUUGCUUUUUUUUUUUUUCCACACUCAAGUAAUGGAUACUAGAAAUGAAGAGAACCUUCUUUUUCUCUUGGCUUUGACAGCACAUGCUAAAAAUCUCUUCCAAGAAGUGUGCUAAAGCUUUUCAUUUCGUCCCUGUUAAAGUUGUUCUCACUGACCAGCAUGCACUCGGGCAACUGGUGAUAAGUUAUGAGCUCCGGUGCGCCUCUGCCAAACUUCUCUUGACAGUAAACCUCUUCUCUUAUGUCAUACAAAGAACUUCUAGCAAAAUUAUUGGAUCCUCUCAAGUUGAAACUAACAUUUGGCAACAGCAAAUUGAACCUCUUUAAGAUGUAAAGGGUUACCACUCACUAAGGACUUCAGCCACCAUGUCGGAAAUCGGUUCCUCUCAAGUGCCGUGUGGUGUGGAACACUUCAUAUAUUGGCCCAGAGUAUGUAAGGAGGUCUCAUGUGCUGUAGGAGUCAAAAAGCAGCCUGCAGUAAACAGUAUUUAUUUUUAAUUUUGUGACCACUAUUUUAAAAAAAAAUUAUUUAAUAUUUUUAAUGUUUUCGUUCAUUGCUUUGCUUAUCUAUCAAAUAGGCUUUCGUGCCCUCCUUUUCUUCUGGUAGGGCCUGGUGUUGUUUUUUCAAUCAUCGAAGUUGUUUUUCGAAGCCUAAGAACCCAGCUGUUCAGAAAGGAUUUUCACACUGGCAUUCCCAGCUCGUGAUAUUUUCUCCCACUUACCUGCUGAAGCACAUUUAUAUAUUUCUUUAUGGCAAAACCAAAAAACUUUAGUUGUGGUCUGCCUAAUAUUACCAUAGCACCUCAAUAUUCAAAGGUAGGGCUUCUGAUUUCUGAAUUAUUAGUUAACCUACCACAUUAAAGCAAAUUAGCAAACAAGAGAUACCGUGUUAACUUGACUGUGCAUCGAGAUAUUCUGCAGCUUAUGGAAAAGCAUUUUUAAAAUGUAACAGGUGGAAAAUUACACUGUGCUUAAUGACUGAUUUUUUUUUUUUUUUAACCGCUAGUCCCUUAAGGUCACAUUUGUCGAGUGUGUAUUCACUUAAGUCAAGGGACUUGAUGAUUGCUUUAUUUUAACCAUCUUUUAUUAUUUUUAGAAGGAAACUAGCUUUAGUGGGGUUGCCCUAUAUGUUUUUCUCCUUUUGCUCUAAAUAUGCCAUUGGGUGUUUUUUUUUUUUUGUUUUUUUUUUUUUUAUGUUGUGUGUAUGUGAUGAAUUUUCAAAAUUCACCAUGACUUGAAGUGCAACGACAGAUCUAGAUGUUUGUUUACCAAGCUAUGUGACUUUUCCCAAAGGAUCUGUACUUUAUUUCCUUACAACAGCUUGAAACCUGUUAUUUUAAAUCUUUGAAUCACUGUGUCUUGAUCAUUUUUACAUGGUGUGCCAUACACUUACCCACGGAACAAUAGAGCACCUUCAUUUUUGGACAACUACUGUAAUGAUGUUCUUAGGAAAAAUGGAAGGUGCCGGGGUAAACAUGGCCAGUCGAUGAUCAUAUCAUGGACUUCAAAUACUUAGCUGUCAGUCGAUGGAUUUGCUAUGUAAUCAAGUGUAUACCUUUGUAUGGGUGUCUUCAACCCUUUCUCUGCCACUAGCAACCAGAAUAGCACUUUACCUUUUGGUUGGCUAGAAUAAGUGGCUGGCUACCUAUCUUUCUCACUGUGGUGUGAUUGGCUAAACAGUCUUUCGUUAAAAGUUGAAAUGAAAUGUAAAUUGAAGUCACAUGAAAAAUCACCUUUGGUUGUAAACCUCCGAUACUUUGAUUCUCCAUCCAUGUCUUCGUCACAUGCUGAGUAAAAAGUGCCUUACAAUGUAAAAAUUGUACAGUACUUAUGUUCCCAAGUAGCAGCAUCAUCUUCUGGGUAGUAAUUACAUUGUGGUAUGAAUAUUUAGAAAAAUGGACCUCAGCAGUGUAUUUACUGUUCAUCUCUUAAGUCCUUAACCGUAGUUUUAAUAAGCAUGACAUUAUUUGAUAAGUAUAUAACACGUACGUCAUUUCAAAAAAUACUGCCAUGACUGUCUUUUAUGCAUAUUUUAGCUUGAAAUUUUGAAGCGUCUUUUCUUUCCUUUUUUUCCCCCUCUGUUUUGUUUUGUUUUCGUUAUCGAUAUUCAACAGUGUAAUCUUUGCAAGCGUAUAUUGAAGAUUAUUCUGGAGCAUUUAUUGCCUUACCAGAACUGUUAGUAAGAAAUGUUCUUUAGAGUAGAAAGAUAGACUUGAGUUUCUAUACUUUAAUAAGAGCUCUUUGUUCCUGGGGGGAGGGGGAGGGGGUGUGAAUUUUACUUUUCAUCUCAAUUUAUUAAAAACCCACAGCUGAAAUACAUUUUAUUUCAAAGAUCAGCAAUUUUAGAAUUUCAGAUAGUACUUGCUCAGGAGUACGUGCUACUCAAGAUAUUAAGAGAAUAACAAGAUAUGUAGAUCUACUGUUGAAUCAGAAUCUAUGUACUUGAACAAAUGUGUGAAUCUUAAAUAUCUCAAAGAAAAAGAAAAGUGUUCUAGAAUGUUGUUGCUUUUUUGAAAAGCACUAAAGGUUAGACCAAGGUAUACAGUUUUGUUCUAACAGACAUUUAGGUUAACUGUAAAGAUAAGGAAUGCAUUAUGGGUCAAAAUCAAACAUUCCUCUCAUGUUAUGUAUAUUUUGUUCCUGUUAUAUUGGCUUUAUUUUCAAAAUUGUAGUUUGUAGUAUUAGUUUCCUUUUAUUGGUAUCCUUGCAUAUACUAUUCAUUCAAUAAAUGAGUUAUGACUUUCA
Molecule: messenger RNA, 4521 nt
Organism: Felis catus (domestic cat)
Lineage: Eukaryota; Metazoa; Chordata; Mammalia; Carnivora; Felidae
Gene: PHF6
Product: PHD finger protein 6
Exons: 11
Coding region: 229-1329 (366 amino acids)
Cellular component (GO): nucleus
Source: RefSeq, a predicted model, not a curated record